Molecule: messenger RNA, 1068 nt
Organism: Juglans microcarpa x Juglans regia
Lineage: Eukaryota; Viridiplantae; Streptophyta; Magnoliopsida; Fagales; Juglandaceae
Exons: 2
Coding region: 96-1046 (316 amino acids)
Source: RefSeq, a predicted model, not a curated record
AGUUAGCAUUUGUAGUUAGUAGCUGACACUCCCAUUAUAUAUAGAGAGAGAGAAAACAGGUGGAGAAUAUCUUCAGCUACAGAGUCCAUUCCAAAAUGGCAGAGAAAGAAUUCAAUGGAAACUCAAACAGGAAGCAGGCUAGGCAACCACCUUCAGUCCCAUUUCUUUGGGAAGAAAGGCCAGGAAUACCCAAAAAGGACUGGAAGCCAGGUACUUCUUUGGUUAUUCGGCCUGCUCCAAAACCUCCCGUCAAACUUCUUGUCUCGGUUCCCUUCUUGUGGGAGGAAAAGCCAGGAACGCCGCUGCCCUCCUUUUCACAGUCACCACCGCAAGAAUUGGUGCCACCAGCAAGGCUCAGCAGCCCUCCAUUGCUGUUAGCUUAUGCUUGCCACUACAAUGACAAUGACAGCAAUUAUUACAAUAAAAGUGGGAAUUAUGGAGGCGAGGGAGAUGAAGAAGGUUUUUUUGAAUCAGACAUCGAAACAUUCAGUUUUGAAACAGAAGGUUCAUGCAGCUCGGCUCCCUCUCUCCUAGCAAAUUGCCUUGUACCAUUAACAGCAAUUUCUACUGCUAUUCCAGUGGAGAAAAUAUCAGCAGAGGAAGAUAAGAGUGGCCAGCUGGAAACCCCUUCCUCACCACCUUCUGAAACAGACAGUAGUACAAGCAGCUAUGUAACUGGCACUUCAAGCCUUGUAGGGGCUUCCUUCUUGGAACACCUGUUUCCACUCUUUCCACCCAGUUCUGGCUUUCUCGAGAAGGUAGGAGAAAAGGAUUGCAAGACUUCACUGGAACCAAAAAGUAAACCCUGCGAUCUUGAAAGCAAUAGCAGUGUCGUGGUAAGGAGCCCCCCUACGCUUGGAGAGCUUAUAAUGAUGAGCCAAAGGAGAAGUUACCGGAGAAAGGCUAUUCAAAUGAGAAACCAGAAUCUAUCAAAGGAAUUGACAAAGAAAGGCGCUUUCGGAUGCUUCAUUUUCAAAUCUGGCAGCAAGAUGAUCGAAGCACUGUAUAGGAAGAGGAAGCGCUUGCCGAUAUUGAAACUGAUAUAGAAAACUUCUACCUACUUUGUGG